CCCUUCAGUAUUCACUAUCCACAGUACCUUUCCUUCCGCCAUUAACAGAACAGAACACCCCCACCCACCCCAAGCCCACCCCGCCGCUCCAAAAUCUCCAUCCAUUUCAUUCCCUUCCCUUCCCUUCCUCCCCAAUCUCUGCCCGUAAUCGGCGAUGGGCUUUCCGGUGUGCUACAGCGAGCUCCUCCUCCCGAAGCUCCUCCUCCACUUCCUCUCCCUCUUCACCCUCCUCCGCCGCCUCAUCUCCUCCCUCCUCCGCCUCGCCGGCCUCCCCGACUUCCUUGACUCCCCCUCCUCCUCCGACUCCGACUUCUCCCCCUCCUUUCCCGAUGGCCCCUACUUGUUCCCUCCCUCCUCCUCAGACGGGUCCGGGUCCGGGUCCCUCUCCCUCUCCCUCUCCCUCUCCCAGUCCCACUCCCUCCCCGCCGCCCUCCUUCGCGAGGUCCUCCCCAUCGUCGUCCUCUCCGAGCUGCCGUCCCCGCCCGAGAGCUGCGCCGUCUGCCUUUACGAGUUCGAGCCACAACACGAGGCCCGGCGCCUCCCCAACUGCUGCCACGUCUUCCACCGCUGCUGCCUCGACCGCUGGAUCGGCUACGGCCACCGCACCUGCCCCCUCUGCCGCACCAGCCUCGUACCCGACGACUUCGCCGAGACCGUCAAUCUCGGCCUCUGGGCCUUCUCGGGCAUAUCUGACUUCCCCGACGACUUCACCCAUUACGAACUUCAUCACUUCAACAACAACAACCACCCUCUCCUAAUCGACGACGACAGCUUAUAGACCCCCAUCAUCAAAUUCGAGGGCUAAAUUUUUUUUUUUCUCUCUCUUUCUGGGGAGAGGUUUGGUCGAUUUGUACAUAAUAAACAAACCGAUCGACCAACGAAAAAAACAAAUACAAAAAAAAAAGGAAAAGGAAAAUUGAAGAUCUAGAGAUCAAAUUAGACGAUUUUGUACAUUUCCUUCCUCAAUAAAUAAAUGUCUUUGCCCCAUA
Messenger RNA from Punica granatum (pomegranate), 989 nucleotides. Lineage: Eukaryota; Viridiplantae; Streptophyta; Magnoliopsida; Myrtales; Lythraceae. The record is from RefSeq and is a predicted model, not a curated record.